AUGAGAUAACCUAUAUGAUAUAGUAAUCUUAAAAAGCUUUUCUUUGUGAAAUUCUACGUGUUUCCAUUGUGUCCCAGAUAAAUUGAAUUCAUUAUCAAAUCAGUAUUUUGAAAUUUAUCAAGGAUAUAUUCACAGAUACCAUAAUGAAAGAGGAAACUACCAUGAAUAUAACUCAAGAUGAUCAAAUCAAUAAAGUAACCAAUAUGAGUAGUAGUUGUCUGAAUUGUAUCAGAAGUCGUACUACAAUAUUGAUUAUUGUAUUUAUUGCAUUACUUCUAGAUAAUGUAUUAUUAACUACUAUUGUUCCAAUUAUACCUAAAUUAUUAAUAAAUAAAGAACUAAUAGAAACUAAUUGUACCCAUGGGAAUUGUUCCCAUUCAACUAUUCAUACCAUUGAUAAUUAUAAUCCACAUAUUAAAAUUGGUAUACUAUUUACUGUUAAACCACUUGUACAGUUCUUGGUGAAUCCAUUUAUUGGUCCAAUUACUAACAGAAUUGGUUAUAGUAUUCCAAUGUUUACUGGAUUCAUACUCUUGUUUAUAUCAAUAAUUAUUUUUGCUUUUGAAACAAAUUUCUACAUUUUAUUGAUUGCCAGAGCUAUUCAAGGUGUUGGAUCAGCAUGUUCAUCUGUAUCCGGAAUGGGAAUGUUAGCCACUUAUUAUAUUGAUGAAACAGAACGAGGUCGUGCAUUUGCUAUUGCUUUAAGUGGACUUGCUAUAGGGUUAUUAAUUGGUGCCCCCUAUGGAGGAAUUACAUAUCAGUUUAUAAGUAAACAAGCACCAUUUCUCAUUCUGGCUAGUAUAACUGUUGUUGAUGGAAUUCUACAACUGUUAGUCUUGAAACCAAAGAUUCAACGUGAAAGUCAAGAAGGUUCAAAAUUAACUGAAUUGUUAAAAGAUCCAUAUAUUUUAGUAGCAGCUGGUUCAAUUACAUUUGGUAAUCUUGGUAUGUCUGUAUUAGAACCAACUUUACCAUUAUGGAUGAAAACUAGAAUGAAUUCUACAGAAUGGCAACAAGGUAUUGCAUUUCUACCAGCUAGUUUAUCAUAUCUAGUUGGUACAAAUAUAUUUGGACCAAUUGCACAUAGAAUCGGUAGUGGAUAUAGUGCAGGUUUAGGUUUAUUAAUUACUACUGGAUGUUUAAUAGCAGUACCAUUUUCAAAACGAAUGGAACAUUUAAUAGCGCCUAUGUUUGGUUUGGGAUUUGCUGUUGGCAUGGUUGAUUCAUCAAUGAUGCCAAUCAUGGGUUAUUUAGUAGACUUAAGACAUGUUGCAGUCUAUGGAAGUGUUUAUGCUAUUGCAGAUGUGGCAUUUUGUCUUUCAUUUGUAGUUGGACCAAUUGUUGGUGCUGUACUGGUCAAAUUCUUAGGUUUUAAUUGGAUGAUUUGGAUUACUGCAAUCAUUUGUUUUCUCUAUGCUCCUUUAACGCUAUUUCUCAGGAAUCCAUCAGGAGAAGUCACGAGUAAUUUAGAGAUAACAGUUUGUAAAUCUAUUUCCAGUUUAGAUGAAUAACCGGGAACUGUCAUUCAAUUAAAAAUGUAAUGAUGCAUUUCUCUUUGUAUUAAUGUUAAUAUCUCUGUUGAGCAUAUACCAGUUAUCCAAGUGAAAUCCUAAAAGUAACAAACAACUUAGUAAUUCCAACAGAUGGAUUUAUUAUCAUCAAUCAAGCUGCGAAACAUUGUGUCUUUCAGUUUGACCAUUUAAUUUAAUUGUGGAUAAAUACUAUUUCCACUGAAUUAAAA
Schistosoma intercalatum is the source of this 1741-nucleotide messenger RNA. Lineage: Eukaryota; Metazoa; Platyhelminthes; Trematoda; Strigeidida; Schistosomatidae. The record is from the annotation of a GenBank genome assembly.